AAAAAAAAAACGGCAUCCUCGUGCUUACGGUUAGCCGCGCUCCUGGCGGCCGGCGAGAACAGCUUCGAACCGGUUUGCUCGCCGGCCACACAGCGGCCACAAAACGAGAAAAUGAAGGAGGGAGGAGAAAGGCGGAGGCGCAGUGCGCUGAUGCUCGGCCUCCAGUUGACACCUCCUCUACUAGACGUCACCCAAAAUAACGGCGAGGUGGUUUGUCCCCCCCCCCCCCCCCCCCCCUACUACAAAAGCGCAGGUCGUUUCCCCAUCCGGGAGGCUCCAUCCUACAUGGAAAGUUGCCGCGAACGAGCGCGUAUCGCCACCGCUAGCAGCGGCCGCUGUUGAGGUAGCCACUUCCUCACCCGGCGGGCAGCGGCAACAUCAUCGCCGACAUGGCUUCCAGAGCGCUGGACGGCGGCUGGGGGUGGGCGAUCGUGGUGGCCUCCUUCCUGGCCCAGCUGCUGGCUUACGGCUCCCCGCAGUCGGUGGGCGUCCUCUACCCGGAGUGGCUGCACGCCUUCCAGGAGGGCAAGGGCCUGACGGCCUGGGUGGGCUCCCUGGUGGCCGGAGUGGGCCUCAUUGCUAGUCCCGUGUGCAGCGCCUGCGUGGACAACUUCGGCGCUCGCCCCGUCACCAUCUUUAGCGGCGUCAUGGUGGCCGGCGGCCUGAUGCUCAGUGCCUUCGCUCCCAACGUCCAGUUCCUUAUCUUCUCCUACGGCAUUGUCGUCGGUCUGGGUUGCGGUCUGGUCUACGCAGCCACCUUGACAAUCACCUGUCAGUAUUUUGACAAGAGACGCGGCCUCGCCCUCGGCAUCGUCACCACAGGCACCAGCGUCGGAGCCUUCAUCUACGCCACGGCUCAGAACGAGCUGAUCGUGCUGUACGGCCUGGACGGCUGCCUCCUGAUCAUCGGCGCGUUGGCGCUCAACCUCAUGGCCUGCGCCGGCUUCAUGAGGCCCCUCGACAUGCCGGGCUACUACCUCAAACGGCGGGCGGCCCUGGAACGCAACACGGAGCGGCAGCUCCUCGAAAAGCCCCGGCCGGACGAGCUGAAGAUGGCGCCGGGUUCCGCGACGUCCCCCCAGGACAAAAGCCUGAUGGGGAAGGAGCUCCUCAUCGCCAUCGACGGCAUGGACGCCGGCGAGAAGAAGCCCGGCGGCUUCCUGGCUCGGCUGGGCCUCAUGAAAGUCAUCAAGAAAAAGAGGCGGGCCUACUCCUCGUACAUGAGCUCCAUGUACGAGCUGCUGCAAAACCAAGCCAUGGUGGCCUUCUGCAUCGGCGUCUUCCUGUUCAGCCUGGGAGCCUUCCCUCCGGUGCUCUUAAUCGAGGACGUGGCGCAGAGCCAGGGACUCGUCGAAGAGGUCGCCGUCAUCCCCCUGGUCUCCAUCGGCGCCAUCGCCACCUGCGUGGGCAAGCUGGCGCUGGGGAUCCUGGUGGACAUCAGCUGGAUCAACAGCAUGUACCUGUACGCCUUCACCAUGUUCGCCGGAGGCGUGGCGCUCUUGCUCAUCCCCGUCGUUCAAAGCUACUUGGGGCUGCAGAUCCUCACCGCCGUCCUGGGCUUCUUCUCGGGAAACUGGUCCAUCACGUCCUACGUGACCACGAAGACCGUCGGCUUGGACAAGCUCACGCAAGCCCACGGGAUCGUCAUGUUCUUUGGAGGAUUUGGCAUCAUGCUCGGACCGCCCGUUGUCGGCUGGUUCUUUGACUGGACGCAGUCUUACGACCUGGCGUUCUACUUCAGUGGCGGCUGCGUGUUGCUGGGAGCGCUGGUUCUCUCCCUGCUCACGCUGCCUUGCCGCAGCAGGAAACCCUCGCCCGACGACGACGACGACGACCGGCCGGACGUCCAGUACACCGGCAAGUGCGACAAGGUGGCAUCCGUAGCAUGAAGACGAAC
Messenger RNA from Hippocampus zosterae (dwarf seahorse), 1897 nucleotides. Its product is annotated as monocarboxylate transporter 9-like. Gene Ontology annotation, molecular function: monocarboxylic acid transmembrane transporter activity. Lineage: Eukaryota; Metazoa; Chordata; Actinopteri; Syngnathiformes; Syngnathidae. The record is from RefSeq and is a predicted model, not a curated record. Gene Ontology annotation, biological process: transmembrane transport; monocarboxylic acid transport. The transcript is spliced from 6 exons. The coding region runs from base 390 to 1889 and encodes 499 amino acids.